This is a messenger RNA of Colletotrichum abscissum, 1098 nucleotides long. Its product is annotated as TAP42-like family protein. Gene Ontology annotation, cellular component: cytosol. Gene Ontology annotation, molecular function: protein phosphatase 2A binding. The transcript has a single exon. Lineage: Eukaryota; Fungi; Ascomycota; Sordariomycetes; Glomerellales; Glomerellaceae. The coding region runs from base 1 to 1098 and encodes 365 amino acids. The record is from RefSeq and is a predicted model, not a curated record. Gene Ontology annotation, biological process: regulation of dephosphorylation; regulation of signal transduction.
AUGGCAGACGAGGAUCAACCCCAGACACUCAAAUCCGUCUUCACGUCGGCCGAGAGAAAGCGCCUCACCCUCGAAAACUCCUACGAGGCCUCCUCCCCGACCUACCUCGAUGACCUCCAAACCGCCAUCGCAGAGUACGAGACAUGCCUCGACCUAGUCUCUCGCGCCGCCCUCUUCUCCUCCAACGAGUCCCUUGAGGACCUCUCCACCUCCUCGCUCCCCUACCUCCUCAUCACAUACCACCUCGCCGAGCUGCACCAGAAGCUCCCCUCCCGCCGGCCCAUCGAGCGCCGCGUCGCCCUCGAGCGCGCCCGCGAGUCCUACGAGACCUUUCUCGGCGCCCUCGACUCCUACGACCUCCUGACCGACACGAACAAGAUGCUCUAUGAGCGCUACACCGACGAGCCCCUCGCCUUCUCCACCCUUGGCACCAACGACCCCGCCAAGCGCCGCGACGCCAAAAUCGCAAACUUCAAGUCGGAAAAGGCCCUCAAGGACCGCCUCGAGGCCCUGCGCCGGAACCCGCGCUACCAGAACGAGGACGGCGAUGACGAGGUCGCCCGCGACCUGCACCUCGCGCACGUCGCAUACUCGGCGCACAUGGCGUUCCAGGGGCUCGAGGGUAUCAACCGUGAGCUCGAGGUCCUGGCCCAGGCCACGGUGCCGCUGAUGCCCUCGCCGACGUCCGUCGAGGAGGACGAGCGCCGCCGCACCGAAGACCGCGGCGCUGCGGGAUACACCGAGCGUCUCGAGCCCCCGCGCCGGCUGCAGAGCAUGUUUGGGCAAGGGGGCCCCAUACUGUCUACGGAGGGCAAGCCGCUGCAGCCAUUCACGCUCGUCGGGAACAGACAGCAGAUGACUAAAGAUGUCUUCCGCCCCGGCCACAAUCUGCCUACGAUGAGCAUCGACGAGUACCUUGACGAAGAGGCGCGCCGGGGCGGCAUCAUCGAGGGAGGCGGCGACGCGAGCUGGCACCGCCCGGAGCCUAACGAAGAUGAUUUUGACAAGGCGGACGAGGAGACGAUGAAGGCGAGAGCGUGGGACGAGUUUGUCGAGGCGAAUCCAAAGGGCUCAGGAAACACGCUAAACAGGGGCUGA